AUGAGCCCUCGUCGGUCAUCCCGUGCUCGCUCAUCGCAGCAACCCCCUCCUGGUCCCAACCACACAAACUCCACCACCUCGAUCAACUCCAAAUCCGAUCGAGAUACUCGUGCCAACAUCCGUACAACCUCUCCUCACAGACCCUCCACCCAACGAUCCGAAUCUGCUGAUGGCGCAGACUCGUCCUCUCGAGCCGAGCAGCUCGCACCGCGUCGCAGUCGCCGAAAUGGAGAUGACAAAGAACAAAUAGUAAAACAACAGACCGAUGAUGAGGAAAAUGACGCUGAACCCACAGAUGAGGAAGUCACUCGCUGUAUCUGUGGGCUAGUUGAGUAUCCUGGUCCUUCCCCUACAGUGCGACAACAGCAACCAGCCAUCGACGGCAUAACCGACGACACGGGUAAUUUUUUCGUCCAGUGUGACAACUGCGGUGUCUGGCAACACGGUGGCUGCAUGGGUCUAUUGGACGAGUCGAUGCUCCCAGAUGAAUACUACUGCGAGCUGUGCAAACCAGAAUUUCACAAGAUCACAAAGGCUGCAAAUGGUGGUGAAUAUGUGUUAUCACCUUUUGUGCCCAUCUUUGUGCAGAACAAGACUGACAGAUUGCCUUCAAACAGACCAAAAUCUUCACGUUACCUCCCUGUUUUGGAGACAAAUUCCAGUCGAUCCUCUCCUUUAUCCUCAAAUCCAGAAUUGGGCCGCAAGAAAGAGAACAAGAACAAACAGUCCGAAAGCACCAAGAGGAGAGCCACCUUCAACAGUAGGGGGGCUUACGACGAGGAUGAGAUGUUGAGGAGGGCCAUCGAGGAGAGCAAAGAGAUGGGCACUCUCGGGAAACGCACAAGAGACGAAUCAGAAGAACAAAAAGGUACAUCCAAGCGACAACGCACGGGAUCCAACUCCUCAGGAACGGUUUCCAAGCGCAGUGAGUCGCCCGAUGGAGCAGUGGAUGAUCCAACAAACAGAUCAGCAACCAACGGUCGAAAUGCGUCCCAAAAAUUGAGGGGAGCAGCUGCUCGAAACAACCGUGAAAAGGAACUUCGAGACAAAGCAAAGGAACAGCAAGCUGCCCAGCGUGCUGAGGCGGCAAGCAAACGCAAUGCUCGGUCCGAACGAAGAAGGGCAGAUGACUCACCUCCUCCUACACCGAGCCUCUCUCCUUCCAAAGGUGGACAAUCCAACGGCAGAACAAAAGCAGAUUCCCCCCCAUCUGGUCGGUCGAACCAUACCAAUAGCCGUAAAUCUGGCGGAAGAGCAGCUGCACGGCGAGGGAGAUUGGGCAGAAAUCAAUAUACGCGUGACCAGAACGGAGAAGACGGGGACAAUGCAUCUCUGCGGGAUGGAUCCCAUGACAUCAAUGGCCAUGACAACAAAAAUGGGGGUUCGCCGUCCGGCGUCGACAGAAAAGGGAGUGCAGGUGGAGUCGGCGCUGUUCACUGCAUCAAUGGCGAAAGCGGACGCAGUUCAAAGGCCAAGACACACCCGGCGAGAACGAGUCUCAACGAGAUGAAGAGACGAGUAGCAGCAAUCCUGGAAUUUGUUGGGCGGAUGCAGACAGAGCGAACAACGCAGGCACAAGCAGCGAUGCAGGUGAGCGGUGGCAGUGGCGGGAGCUCCAAGGGCUCCACGACUCCGAACGGCGUAAGCAAAACGUCCAGCACUUCGAGCACGACAGGGAGCACGUUGCCAACGGCCAGUCUGGUGCGUGCGGUUGAGGCUGGGCUGAAUGACGUAAAGGAGAAAGACGACGACAACACGGUAUCGAUGAUGGACGAGAAGGAGUUUGCGACCAUGGGCAGUGUGGACAUGAUGGAGACGUUGACGAGAGAGUUGGUCCAGUGGCAGAGUGUUUAUGGGGUAUAUUCGCGAUGA
Fonsecaea monophora is the source of this 1872-nucleotide messenger RNA. RefSeq lists its product as hypothetical. The record is from RefSeq and is a predicted model, not a curated record. Gene Ontology annotation, cellular component: Rpd3L complex; Rpd3L-Expanded complex. Gene Ontology annotation, biological process: negative regulation of rDNA heterochromatin formation; negative regulation of silent mating-type cassette heterochromatin formation. The coding region runs from base 1 to 1872 and encodes 623 amino acids. NCBI's taxonomy places the organism in Eukaryota, Fungi, Ascomycota, Eurotiomycetes, Chaetothyriales, Herpotrichiellaceae. The transcript has 4 exons.